AUGUCAUCAACCCUCACCUCCAUCGCGCAUUGGCCAUCCACCUCCGCCGCCCCAGGCUCGGAUGCCUCCCACUGGCAUGCAUCGACGAGCCGCUCUGCCAUCCAGCAUCCGAACCAUCGCUCGCCAUUAGGCUCCGCGCCUCACUCGCCUAUUCUGGACGCGAUGCCAGACGGAGCUGGUAGGCGAGAUGUGCGCUGUGCCCCAGGCCAUUCCGUUGGCCCUGGGCGAUCAGGAACUCAGGAUGCGCAGCAUUGGCACCCCAGCAACGACGUCGAUCUCCAUCAUCUUGCUGUUGCAGGUGCCAUCGAGGCAGCUGGGUACCGAAGUGGACAAUCUUCGGGUCGCGGGACGCCUAGGCUUACUAGUCCAAGCCUGCGGUCACCGCACGUAG
Molecule: messenger RNA, 391 nt
Organism: Ceraceosorus bombacis
Lineage: Eukaryota; Fungi; Basidiomycota; Exobasidiomycetes; Ceraceosorales; Ceraceosoraceae
Source: the annotation of a GenBank genome assembly